UCGACUUCUUAUCCACUGAAACAUUCACCGAAAGAGCAUUCCGAAGAACCACCGUCUGGAUGAGAAAGUAUCGUCGUAUUUCUCCUGACAAAUUCUACCGGAUCUGUGAGCUACGCGUUUGCGAGAGAACGCUGGCAACGUCGAUGAACCGUGUCUGAAUGUAUGCAGAAAACUCAAUUCGCCCGUUGUUCUUCGAAUCAAGGGAAUUACUAUCACUUGGCGGACUGUGUUGCUCUAUUCACGACAACUUCUAGCACUAGCACUAUUGGAAACGAGAAACGUUGGAUUCUUACGGUAGGGUCUGUUCACCACCUCUGACGGUAUUAUGAACUGAAGUCAAGCGAGCACAGCGGGAUAUUAACUGACGGAAUAUUCAGCAUAAUUUAGUCUUCACUUUGCCAUUCACAGCACGCAAUUGCAACGGCACGGUAACAUCGUUAUUUCAAACAGUAACUGACUUCUUAUACCUGCACGGAUUUUUUAAAGAGAGGGAUUGAAGUUUACGCUAUGGAUGUGCAAGAUCCGUUUGGAUGUAGGCUAGAACUGUAUGCAAGUAAUGUUGGAAAAGAACAGUUGUAUCGGCAAGCGCUUCGCCCUCUGUUAGCAUGGUUGGACCCGGCUUUUCAACUCGUCUGCAUUUCACAACAGAGACCGGAAUGCCCCAGUUUUGAGAAAACAGAAGGGAACACACAGGCCAUCUCUGUUGUCCUCCUACUCCGUGAAGACUCGGGCGACCUCUCGGCCACCUCUGGGCGGGACUGCCUCCACCGGCCCCCGUGGAGGUUUCACCACCGACUCGAGCUAGUCCGCACCACCAACGCCACCUGCAUCGCCAAACAGGAGUUCUAUGACCUCGGGUCCAAACUCCCACUGUGGUGUGUCGAACCCAUCCAUUGUGGCAACGAGAUAUUCCGUUUCAACUUGGUGGUCCGGAAUUUUUCCGCCAUGGUGGAUUUUUACACCAGAUUGACCCAGAAAAAAGCCGCUUGUUCCAAGCCUGGCUUCUGUUUGUUCACUUUGUAUAGCCAGCCAGGACUUGAUAUACAGCUAGCAUUGAAGCGUUCAGAAUACUUGACGCCCUACCCGACUUCAAAAGCCAUGUUGAAGUUUGUGACUCCGAGCGUGGCUAAAAUGGCGGAUCUGAAACCGUACAAAAUAGGGGAGGACUUCGUGGUCAAGGACCCGGAUGGAAAUCCUGUUUUGUUAGAAGUGAAAGAACAAAAGAGAGUGACGUUGGAAGAAGAGGAGACAAGAAACUGGUAUGAAAUCGGGAAGAAAGAGGGACCGGGAACGAAAGAAGAAUUUACUGACGACGCGUCUUCCUUGCUUGAUGACUUGCAGAGUGAGAUCAGUGUGUCCGAGAGCCUGGAUAGCGGGGCGUACUGUGCAUCAUGGGAAGGCAGUGACUCGUCCACAUCCGGGUACUUCGAGCUGUCCGAGCUUUCGAGUCUCUCAUUGGACGAUAUUGAUGAGGAUUCAUUGGUCGGAGACUACUGCCGACCGGAGUCCGACAUUAGAGACGAUGAGUCCGUGUUGUCGGCUUUCUUUUAAAAUUUUUAAGUCCGUGUCACACAUUCAAGACCGUCCUACGACUUGCUCUCGACCGCUCCCCAACCAAGGUCGGCGCUGGGUUGGGAGCAGCCUGGAACCAAUCCUAGUCUAGCUCAAGUUCGCUCCUCUUGUCGCAUAAAAGCCGUCUAUGAG
Molecule: messenger RNA, 1704 nt
Organism: Branchiostoma floridae (Florida lancelet)
Lineage: Eukaryota; Metazoa; Chordata; Leptocardii; Amphioxiformes; Branchiostomatidae
Product: protein FAM124A-like
Exons: 3
Coding region: 508-1551 (347 amino acids)
Source: RefSeq, a predicted model, not a curated record